UCUUAUUCAAAUCCUUCAGCUUAUUCCUGGAUUCCUCGGUAGUAUAUUCCCUUAUUCUUAUAUUAUGUUAGUUUACUCAGGUAUAAGAAUAUUGCCUAUUAGGAAAGGUCCAGUGUGGGAGGCGGAGUGAAUAUCCGUCUCCUAUGAGCAAAUCACACAUGUCAGUGUACCACUACCACAACAAAUCCCAAGAGAAAUCCAUAGUAAAUGCCCACAGCGGGCCUCACGAUGUGUUUUAGAUUAGUUUCCACCCAGUACUUUCACCCCUUUAGUCAGCGGUCUUGACAUGGGUCUUCUCGGGUUCUGACGAGCCAGAUGAUACUCUUUCCCGGGCGGUGGGUGACCCAACAUACAGACCACUGGAGAAAGGGAGGAGCUUCAUUCUACGCCCGUGUAACCAACGAGUCGUUUAACUCGCUCCGCAGUUUGAAUAAGCUCAGUUCAACGACGACCGUUAAGAGAAUUCUCAAUCUGCUCUACAUGUGCCGGUUAGGACAGCUUUAAAGUCUCCUGCCCUAUCGAGGUAUAUUGCGACUCAUUUCUUGGUUUAAAAGAUCGAGGAAUGAUAUGGCGGAUCGGAUACCGAUUCUCAAUCUGCUCUAUAUGUGCCGGUCAAGACGGCUUCAAAGUCUCCUGCCCUGUCGAGGUAUAUUACGACUCAUUUCUUGGUUUGAAAGAUCGAGGAAUGAUAUGGCGGAUCGGAUACCGAUUCUCAAUCUGCUCUAUAUGUGCCGGUCAAGACGGCUUCAAAGUCUCCUGCCCUAUCGAGGUAUAUUACGACUCAUUUCUUGGUUUGAAAGAUCGAGGAAUGAUAUAGCGGAUCGGAUACCGAUUCUCAAUCUGCUCUACAUGUACCAGUCAAGACGGCUUCAAAGUCUCCUGCCCUGUCGAGGUAUAUUGCGACUCAUUUCUUGGUUUGAAAGAUCGAGGAAUGAUAUGGCGGAUCGGAUACCGAUCAUGUAUCAAUGUUGCGAGGGCAAAAGUAAAUAAUACGGCUGGAGGGUCUGACGGUAUUUCGGAUACGAUGUCCGGAUUCUCUGAAGGUCGAAGGAGUCGACUUCCGCCUAUAUAUGUCUACCCGGCGAGCCCUCUAGUCUACCUGCAAACGGUUAACUCACAUUCUUCAACAUGUCUCUCUCCAAUAUGAUUCUGAAAUCUGCGCGAACUGGCCCUCGAUUGCCACGUUCUUUCGUAGCAAGCAAUACCUCUAAAUCAGCACAUUCAUUCUCAUUACCCUCCUUACUUCCUUUAAAUGCCUCUUUCCAAAGACAUUCCAUGGCGACCGUAUCCGAUCCACCCCACCCAAGAAUGCCACCCUACCACAAGGCAACCACCGGAAACCUGCGCACAUUCGUCCUUCCAGACAAAGUCAAAGCCAACGACGAAAAUACUAGCAUGGCAAAAGACAUGAUCAAAGAGUGGCGCGAAACCGGCAUCUUCCAAAUACAGAUGACGACCGCUCAGCAAGCCAUGCUAUCAGAUUGUUUCGAGACAUCUAAGCAAUUCUUCCGUCGUUCGCACGAAGAGAAGGCAAAGCAUGUCGACGACCAAAGCUUUGCUGGUUACAUCGCUUCGGGCGAAGAGAUUACUGACGGCAUUGCUGAUUACUCUGAAAUCUUCACCGUUACCAAAGAUCUGCCAGAAACAGAUGUUCGGGUCAAGGAGAAGUGGCCUUGUCACGGUCCAACGCCUUGGCCCAACGAGCAGUACAAAAGUCAGAUGGAUCAGCUGAUGAAGCUUCUCGGAGACUCGGGCGAGAAGCUUUUGAAACUCGUGGGCUUGGGACUCGGUCUCAAGGAUCCAGAUGCGUUGCUCAACUUGACUGAAGAUGGAUGGCAUCACAUGCGAGUCCUACGAUUCCCACAUGUGGAGAAGACGAACGGAAAGGGUAAGCGAGGUCGUGGUAUCGGCUCGCAUACUGAUUACGGGCUCCUGGUCAUCGCUGGCCAGGAUGAAGUUGGCGGCUUGUUCGUCCGACCAAAGAUUCAGGGAGAAAGCAUCAAGAACUGGGAGACAUCUGCUGCUGGCUUGAACGAAAACGAUGAUAAGUGGCUGUUUGUGCCUCCUGUGCCCAAUACCCUCACAGUAUUCCCAGGCGACAUGAUGCAGCUCAUAACGAAUGACUAUCUGCCGUCAACGCCACACAAAGUUGGUCUUAACUACGAUGAGCGGUACGCAUUCGCGUAUUUCCACGAACCGAACUUUUCGUCGGUCAUCAAGACCUUGCCAGAAUUUCAAGACAAGAAAGAGACAGUUGAUAAAUCAGAAAUGAUCCACUAUGGAACUCAUUUCACUGAUAUGUUCAUGCGGAAUUAUCCUGAGCGAAUCACAGCAGACAGGAUCCGCGAGGAGGGCAGGCUGGAUAUUUUGGCGGGGCUGAAGGAGAAGGCUUUGAACAGCCCCAGCUUGUAAAAAGUUAUAUAUUGGCGUUGGCUUGAGUAUGGGUAUCUUCAAUUACAUU
Messenger RNA from Cadophora gregata, 2461 nucleotides. RefSeq lists its product as uncharacterized. Bases 1129 to 2412 code for a protein of 427 amino acids. Gene Ontology annotation, molecular function: dioxygenase activity. The transcript has 2 exons. The record is from RefSeq and is a predicted model, not a curated record. Lineage: Eukaryota; Fungi; Ascomycota; Leotiomycetes; Helotiales; Ploettnerulaceae.